Molecule: messenger RNA, 993 nt
Organism: Neoarius graeffei (lesser salmon catfish)
Lineage: Eukaryota; Metazoa; Chordata; Actinopteri; Siluriformes; Ariidae
Exons: 7
Coding region: 1-861 (286 amino acids)
Source: RefSeq, a predicted model, not a curated record
AUGUGUAAAGCACUGCAAGGACUUUCUGGAGGCUUUAAGAUUGGUGGGAAGACCAUCAACAAUCUCCAGUAUGCUGAUAAUAUUGUCCUAUUGGCCAUGUCAUCAGAAGAGUUGCAAGAUCUGUUGUACCAGGUUGAGAGUGCAGCAAAAACAAAAGUAAUGACGAAUAUUGAUGAAGUGCUCGAGAUCUCAGUGGAAGGCGGAAGGCUGGAACAAGUGGACAACUUUGUAUAUUUGGGAAGUACAGUUAAGAACAAUGCAGAGUGCAUGGGAGAGGUCAAAUCGAAAUUGGCCAUGGGCAUUGUGUUUACAUACAAGGUGUUUGUGCUGCUGCUAAAGUACCUUCAACUCUCAGCCAUGUUCCUUCCAGUGUGGCACAACAUUUUAUUGGGGCUGACAGUCAUGCUACUGAAUGCAGGUGGCAGUGAUGGAGAUUCUCUCAUAACCCACAGCUCCAAUAACUCUCUCUGUGUCAGCCAAAAUACAACAGGAACAGUGUGGACAAUAUCAAUACCGAAUUCAUACACUCUCCUUGGACUGAGUGUGGUGGGCUUCCUGAUGCUCCUCUCUUUGGCUUGUCACUGCAUAAUAUGUACUAUCAUUAUGUCCAGAAAAGCUGAACGUACAGCUCCUGUUCGUCACAACAAGGACAAAGAAUGGACCACAGUGGCAGGUGAAGAGGAAUUGUGGUACACCACAGUGACGUUCACAGGAGCGGCCAAAGACUCUGAUCAUGUGACGAAGUUUGAUCCAAAAUCCGAAUACGCCACAGUGGUCAUUAACACACCAGACCACAGCACAUCACAACUGGACCAUGUGGAUAAUGUUGACAAGUCCAAUGACAUUUGUAUUGAAGACUGAAACAUUUGCUAAUUCAACUGUUUUUUUAGAUUUCUUUUUACAUGUUACCUUUUAAAAUUUUUAUAGGCUAUGUGUCUAACUUUUUCUAUGUAUAAUCUUUUCUCCUGCAUGACAAUAAUGCAAAUUACAGUA